ACGGCUCGCGCUUCCCCGACAUCACGUCGACGGCAGUGUUCUGCGCGUGGAAGAGGGGGGACAUGGAGGUAGAGGGCCGACCCUACUUCUUCGGUGAUAUAGGAUGCUGGUCGGAGAGGACGGAGGUGCACAAAGCCGCGUCCCUGGGCGAGGCCGCCCGGCUGCAGCAGCUCAUCCGGAGCGGAGCCUCCGUCAACACGGUGGCCGUGGACUCCAUCACCCCCCUCCACGAGGCCUGCGGCCGCGGGCAGGCCCAGUGUGCCAGGCUGCUGCUGGACGCCGGGGCGCAGGUGGAUCCCAGGAACGUGGACGGGAGCACGCCGCUGUGUGACGCCUGUUCGGCCGGCAGCUUCGAGUGUGUGAGACUCCUGCUCGAGCACGGAGCCAAGGCCAACCCCGCCCUCACCUCCCGCACCGCCUCGCCCCUCCACGAGGCCUGCAUGGGAGGGAACUCGGACUGUGUGAAGCUUCUGGUUGCGACGGGUGCCAGACUGGAGGCGUACGACCUUUACUACGGGACGCCGCUGCACGUGGCGUGUUCCCACGGAAACACCAACUGUGCUCGAGUGCUGCUAAACGCAGGUGCUAAAGUGAACGCCGCCCGGCUUCACGAGACGCCGCUGCACCACGCCGCCAAGCUGAUGCUGGUGGACAUGAUCGAGCUGCUGGUGGAGUUCGGCGCCAACGUGUAUGCCAGAGAUAAACGUGAUAAGAAACCUAUAGACUACACCACCCCUAGCUCCCCCUCUGCAGUCUGCCUACAGUUUUAUGAGAAUACGCCUCCGAGUCUGCAGCAACAGUGCCGAGUGGCGGUGAGGAACAUGCUGGGCACCAGGGCCCUAGAGGUCAUAGGUCAACUCGACAUGCCGAAGCUCAUCAUCAAGUACCUCUGCCACCAAUGACGGCCGUUAUUAUUCCCCCCAGAACGAAACGCCGCGCUGGGGGACUCGCGGUAACGUACACAUCUUUAGCGGAGACGGGCCGCUUCGGUGGUCUCUCCGGGAGGGAGCGGGGUGAUGUUUUCACCGCUUGAAAGCGGUUUAAACAUAACAGAUGUUCUGCAGCACAACAGCAGCGAGUGUUUUUCAUAUUAGGGGCAGUCGUGGGUUCGAGUUUAUUUAAGGACUUCAGUGUCUCGUAAACAACCAAUGAAUAACGGAUGAGCAACAGAGCUCAGCGGAGGAGAGGAAGGAGAGAUGGCGGAGGACAGAAGGAGUUCUGGAAUGAAACAACAACAUAUUCUGACACACACACAC
Messenger RNA from Lampris incognitus (smalleye Pacific opah), 1256 nucleotides. It is a transcript of the gene asb13a.2, whose product is annotated as ankyrin repeat and SOCS box containing 13a, tandem duplicate 2. The transcript has 6 exons. Lineage: Eukaryota; Metazoa; Chordata; Actinopteri; Lampriformes; Lampridae. Gene Ontology annotation, molecular function: protein binding. Bases 63 to 902 code for a protein of 279 amino acids. The record is from RefSeq and is a predicted model, not a curated record. Gene Ontology annotation, biological process: intracellular signal transduction; protein ubiquitination; positive regulation of protein catabolic process.